Messenger RNA from Cuscuta campestris, 1114 nucleotides. Lineage: Eukaryota; Viridiplantae; Streptophyta; Magnoliopsida; Solanales; Convolvulaceae. The record is from the annotation of a GenBank genome assembly.
AUAAAUAUAUGAGUUAAGAAUGAAGUAAAUUUGGUAAUUAGGCAACAAGAUUUCAGAACCUAAAAAGGGGGGGAAAGAGAGCGGAAGAAAGAAAGAUGGGGAGAGGAAAGAUUGACAUAAAAUUGAUUGAGAAUGUGAAUAACAGGCAAGUGACUUUCUCCAAGAGGCGAUCUGGGCUCCUGAAGAAGGCCCAGGAGCUCUCCAUUCUCUGCGAUGCAGAGGUGGCCGUCAUCAUCUUCUCAGCCACUGAUAAGCUCUUUGAGUACUCCAGCACAAGCAUGAAGCAUACUCUGUCAAGGUACAAUAAGUGCCUACUUUCUUCCGAGGCGCCCGUUGUUGUAGAGAAGAAGCCAAAGGUGGAGCAAAAGGAAUUGGAAGCUUUGAACAACGAAAUCUCCGAGCUUAAAUCAAAGCAGUUGCAGUUGUUGGGUAAGGACCUCACGGGCAUGGGCUUGCACGAAUUACGACAGCUUGAGCAUAAACUAGAUGCAGCACUCUUUGCUAUAAAGGGAAGAAAGGAGCAAUUGCUGACGGAACAAUUGGAGCAAUCAAAAAAACAGGAGGAGCGAACCCGGCAGGAGAACGAAGAUUUGCGCAGACAGCUAGAAGAGCUUAGAAGAGAAGAUGAGGAGCUUAAAAGCAUGAUGAGUAAACCAGCCUCAGCCACCCAGUAUCUUGAGUACUAUCCCACCACACAAAGGACUUGUUCUUCCUCUGGGAAAGAUGGCGCUGAGAGUCACAACAAUGGUGAUUUGUUGAAUGAGGUUUCUGAUACCACUUUGCAGCUGGGACCACCGGAUGCUUCGUGCAGAAAGAGGAAGACGCCUGAACCAGAAACCAUAUCCUGCUGCAAUUCGUAGAACCAUUUGAAGCUGAAAUGAGAGUGAUGCGCAAUGGGACAUGUGUUUUUUUAAAAUGGGGAUUAUAUCAAGAACUCUAAUUGGUUGUAAAGACAAAAAUUGUUGAAGGAAGUCCCACCAGUUUUUCACUAGAGUGGACUGGAUUGGUGUGGGGUUUAGGUGAUAGGGAAGCACCUUUGGGUCUGGCUGAUCUCAAGCAUGAGUUAUAUAGUGAGUGGUAGAGUUUUAUUUUUGCUUGGUUGGUGAGUGACCCU